Paramuricea clavata is the source of this 993-nucleotide messenger RNA. The record is from the annotation of a GenBank genome assembly. NCBI's taxonomy places the organism in Eukaryota, Metazoa, Cnidaria, Anthozoa, Malacalcyonacea, Plexauridae.
AUGUCACUGGCUUUGUCUGAUCUAAAUCAAAAAGUUAAAGAUACUGAAAACGAGAAGCUUAGUUUAGUAACGGCCCUAAAAAUUUUAUAUCAAGAACAAAAACGUACCCCGCAAGACAAAGACCAAAUUCACACUCAUGCAAAUCUCGGCAAACAGACCAAUAAUAAUGGCGAGCAAACAUACUCUACGGUGGGUAAAAAUAAAAGGUCUAAUAUGAUUCCAUUUAAUCCAAAGAUAACGUAAGAAGUUAUUAACUUAGACUCUACCACACCGGAACAAUCUUACAAUGUUGUCACACGCAAUCGCUACGAAGUACUCGGUAAUGGAGAAGACCAAUAUAAUACCGCAGAACAACAAAGUAAAACAACUCAAACGUCCAGGGAGAUGCGACCCAAGACUAGCCGAAAAGUUUCUACUAAUGAAGACCAAACCAAAGCGUCAUCGGAGACUAGUCCCCGUACUUAUAAUUCGGGCAACCAACCCAGGCGUACAAUCAACGUAGCCGUUGCCGGUGACUCAAUGUUAAAGUACAUAAAUCCCUCCAAACUUAGUAAAAGCUUGAAACAAAAUGUCCACGUGAAAACCUUCCCUGGAGCAAAGGUUGCGGAUAUGGAGCACUACAUAAAGCCAACACUAGCACACGCUCCUGAGUACCUAGUUCUGCACGUUGGUACAAAUGAGUUAAGACAAAAAUCUCCUCGCCAAAUAGCAACAUCGAUAACUAAGCUCGGACAUGAAAUCUAUGCGAAUAUGCCAAAUACAAAAUUAAUCUUAUCUGAAGUAAUAGUUAGAAAUGAUGACCCUCAGCUCAUGAUAAGAGUCAAAGAAGUCAAUUCAAAAUUAUCACAGGUAUGUCUAAGCAAUAGAUGGGAUUUGCUAACUCAUGGAAACAUUUUAGUCAAACAUUUAAAGCCAUAUGGUGUCCACCUGAACAAACAAGGAACUGCAAUCUUAGCUAAGAAUCUUAGUGAUUUUCUAAAACUUAAAUAUUGA